Molecule: messenger RNA, 1752 nt
Organism: Solanum verrucosum
Lineage: Eukaryota; Viridiplantae; Streptophyta; Magnoliopsida; Solanales; Solanaceae
Product: CBL-interacting serine/threonine-protein kinase 24
Exons: 15
Coding region: 168-1508 (446 amino acids)
Biological process (GO): protein phosphorylation; signal transduction
Molecular function (GO): ATP binding; protein kinase activity
Source: RefSeq, a predicted model, not a curated record
UUUAUUCUCCACAGUUCAAUAAGUCUCAGCUCCAAAUCGAUCAGAUUCCUCCGUUGCUCAAUUUUCCGGCGACUUCUCCACCGGAAUUUCUCCAUUUCCGGUUUUUGAUGAGUUAUAGUUGAAGGUUGCUUCACUUUUGGUAAUCUGUGGGAAAUGAGUGUUCAGUGAUGAAGAAAGUGAAGAGAAAGCUUGGGAAGUAUGAAGUUGGCAGAACUAUUGGUGAAGGGACAUUUGCCAAAGUUAAGUUUGCACGAAACACCGAGACUGGAGAGAAUGUUGCCAUUAAAGUCUUGGCCAAAAGUACCAUUCUUAAACAUAGAAUGGUUGAACAGAUCAAAAGAGAAAUAUCUAUAAUGAAGAUUGUCAGACAUCCUUGCAUAGUUCAGCUUCACGAGGUUUUAGCUAGCCAGACAAAAAUAUAUAUCAUUCAGGAGUUUGUCACUGGAGGAGAGCUUUUUGAUAAAAUUGUUCAUCUAGGUAGGCUUUCUGAGGAUGAAGCAAGGAGAUACUUCCAACAACUCAUAGAUGCAAUUGCUCACUGUCACAGCAAGGGUGUUUACCACAGAGAUCUGAAGCCUGAAAAUUUGCUUCUUGAUUUCCAAGGGAACUUAAAAAUUUCUGACUUUGGGCUUAGUGCAUUGCCUCAACAAGGAGUCGAGCUCCUCUAUACCACUUGUGGGACUCCAAAUUAUGUUGCACCUGAGGUGUUAAGUAACCGAGGUUAUGAUGGUGCUGCUGCGGAUGUGUGGUCAUGUGGUAUCAUCCUUUAUGUUCUGAUGGCAGGAUAUCUUCCAUUUGAGGAGACAGACCUUCCUACCUUGUAUACGAAGAUCAAGGCUGCUGAAUUUUCCUGUCCAUUUUGGUUUUCUCCUGGUGCAACAUCAUUGAUUCAAAAAAUCAUUGAUCCAAAUCCCCAAACUAGGAUCAAGAUUGAUGGGAUAAAACGAGACCCUUGGUUCCGGAAAAACUACAGAGCUGUUAGAGCUAAAGCAGAUGAAGUAGUGAAUCUUGAUGAUGUCCGUGCUGUGUUCGACGACAUUGAGGAUGCAUUUGUCAGUGAAAAAUCUGAAGAUAGUGAGAGUGGCCCUUUGGUAAUGAAUGCAUUUGAGAUGAUAACACUAUCUCAGGGGUUGAAUCUAUCCGCUUUGUUUGACAGACGUCAGGAUUAUGUCAAGCGUCAAACUCGAUUUGUUUCCCGCCAACCUGCUAAAGUCAUCAUUGAAACUAUUGAAGCAGCCGCAGAGUCGUUGGGUCUUAAGGUCCACACACGUGAUUACAAGACAAGAAUUGAGGGGGUAACGGCAAAUAGGGCUGGUCAAUUUGCUGUUGUGCUGGAGGUUUUCCAAGUAGCCCCCUCCCUUUUUAUGGUUGAUGUUAGAAAGGCUGCUGGGGACACUCUUGAAUAUCACAAGUUCUACAAAACCUUCUGCACGAAGAUUGAUGACGUCAUUUGGAAACCAAAGGAGGGCAUGUCAAAUGCUGUUCUGCUUAGGACAAUGACUCGCUGAACCAGAUUUCUGGGAAUGAGGUGAAUCACUAAGCAGUUUGAUGUGCUCAGAAGACAUUCACAUUUUGCUAUCCCCGCCCUGUUUUGCACGCUACAUCAUCGUUGUGUUAGGUACAGUGUGUGUAAUUGUAUGUUUACUGUUAAUCUUCGUCUUAUUGUAUAGAAAAAAAUAAGUGGUAACUGCAUAUCUUAUAUGUUAUCUGUAAAUCAUGGGCUCAAAAGCAAUGGAAUUGAGUGUUAUUUUA